AUGGCCUCUGCUGUAGCAAAUCCGCUCGCUGGUCCGUCUGCGUUGCGGGAUCUCAUACGCCCACAAUUCCAUCAGAACAACUUUGCUGAGGAAUCUUACAUUAAGAACGAGCUCGGUAUUAAGCUUGAUAAAGAUGACCAGAUAUGCCGUCUCUCUCUUACCCCCGCUGGCUGCCCUCUCGGGCCCCUUCACUGUCCUUUGAGGCACACCAACCCGUCAAUCCAAAACUUCCAACCUCCCAAGCAGCUGCCCACUCAUCCUCGUGAGCGAGAGCGUCUCGCCACCGUGUGCAAACAUUGGCUUCGUGGCUUGUGUAAGAAGGGUGAUGCUUGUGAGUUCUUGCACGAGUACAACCUGAGACGCAUGCCCGAGUGUUGGUGGUACGCGAAGUAUGGCUACUGUUCCGCUGGAGACGAAUGUCUGUAUGCCCAUCCGAAAGAGCGUCGUAUUGAGUGUCCAGACUAUAAUAGAGGGUUUUGCAAGCUCGGUCCCACAUGCCCUCGGAAACAUGUCAAGCGAGUUGCAUGCCAGCUCUAUUUGACUGGUUUUUGUCCCAUGGGUGCAGAUUGUCCGCGUGGCCACCCCAAACCAGAUCCCCCUCCGCCGAAGGCGUAUGAACCGCCCUCACCGCCCUCAGUGCGGGAUUUAGGGCCACCUCCUCCAGGUUACGGUAGGUAUGCAGACUAUGAUCGUGGAUUCCCUGGCGGUCACCCGCCUGGUCUAGGAGGCUCGGGAGGCCCACCGGCCCCUCGCAGGAACAUCGAGGAUGUCACCUGCUUUAAGUGUGGGGAGAAAGGUCACUAUGCAAAUCAUUGCCGGAAAGGGUUGCACAAGCGUUAA
Molecule: messenger RNA, 840 nt
Organism: Sparassis crispa
Lineage: Eukaryota; Fungi; Basidiomycota; Agaricomycetes; Polyporales; Sparassidaceae
Product: mRNA 3'-end-processing protein
Exons: 5
Coding region: 1-840 (279 amino acids)
Molecular function (GO): zinc ion binding; RNA binding
Source: RefSeq, a predicted model, not a curated record